Molecule: messenger RNA, 2017 nt
Organism: Cimex lectularius (bed bug)
Lineage: Eukaryota; Metazoa; Arthropoda; Insecta; Hemiptera; Cimicidae
Gene: Sou
Product: protein RMD5 homolog A
Exons: 9
Coding region: 215-1390 (391 amino acids)
Biological process (GO): proteasome-mediated ubiquitin-dependent protein catabolic process
Cellular component (GO): GID complex; nucleus; cytoplasm
Molecular function (GO): protein binding; ubiquitin protein ligase activity
Source: RefSeq, a predicted model, not a curated record
CAGCAGAAGAGUCGAACAAAGGCGCUGUGGUCGUAACGCAACUCAGCAUUCAGCAGUUCAGCAGAAGGGGCAGUAGAACCGUCGGUAGCGCUCGCGUUCCGCUGUCUCCGCGUUGACAGCAGGUGCCCGUUUUGACAGUUGUUCCUGACCCUGAUUUUUUUUUGUUUUGUUUUAAAUAAUUUUCCUCCAGCGCAUUUCUUCGCCUGUCAUCGGGAUGGAGGCGUGCGUGGCCGUCGAAAGGGAAGUGGACAAAGUCCUGUCCAAAUUCAGCAGCAUCAACGACCACGCUAACAGGACACUUCUGGAGAUCACAACAGCUAUCGACGAGCUGAGAAAGGACCUCAGCGACUGCCCGCCUGGUCACGUACUCACACAGACACAGAUCGUUAUUAUAAAACAGGCGAUGAACAAGGCCAAAGAGACUGUCCAGAGGUUGGCCACUGACCAUAGAGACCUGCACAGCACUGUCUCCAAAGUAGGAAAAGCCAUUGACAGGAAUUUUGUUUCUGACUUCGCAUCGACAAGUCGUGAGGAAGUUUUUGCCGGGCCUGAGAAGGUGCUUCUCCUCAACAGAGUUAUCUGUCAACACUUUUACCGCCAGGGUAUGCUGGACAUCGCAGACCAACUGGCCAUGGAAGCUGGUAUCGACUCAGAGGAAGGGAAAGAGCCUUUUACAGAACUCAACUUCAUAUUGGAGAGGCUCAAGCACAAAGAUUUGGAUCCAGCUCUGGAAUGGGCGCAAAAGCAUCGAGCAAGCCUUCAGAAACAAAAUUCAUCGUUAGAAUUUAAGUUACACCAGCUCAGGUUUAUAGGGUUAAUAGAAAAAGGUACUGCAUGUCAAAAUGAAGCAGUUCAAUACGCUAGGACUUACUUAAGCAAAUUUGUUCACACACAUGAAAAAGAUAUACAAGUUCUUAUGGGAAUGCUUAUUUAUCUUGCCAAUGGAGUCUCAAGAUCACCUUACGCUCAUUUAUUACAGCCAAGCCUUUGGGCCGACAUUUACGACACUUUCACCAAAGAUGCCUGCUCAAUGCUGGGACUUAGCGUUGACAGCCCUCUGAGUGUUUGUAUAAAUGCGGGUUGCAUUGCACUCCCAGCACUUUUGAAUAUAAAACAAGUGAUGCUUCAACGACAAGUGAGCGGGAUUUGGAAUGGAAAGGAUGAGCUUCCUAUUGAAAUUGAUGUUGGCACUGAAAGGAGAUUUCACUCUGUAUUUGCUUGUCCCAUUCUCAAGCAACAGAGCACAGAAAGCAAUCCGCCAAUGCGACUUGUUUGCGGCCAUGUCAUAUCUCGAGACGCCUUGAAUAAAUUAGCUGCUGCAAAUAAAUUAAAAUGCCCUUACUGCCCACUAGAGCAGAAUCCUUCGGACGCGAGAAUUAUAUAUUUUUAAUGUUGUGAUUAAUAUUAACUUAUAAAAAUAGUUAAACAAAAAUGUGUUUUUAAUUUUUUUCCUCUCAUAAAAAGGGAAUGAUACACUUGUUACUGUACAAUGAGUUUUCUAAUAAUUAUUUAUAGUGUGAUUUAACAUAUUAAAAUAUGUGGCAAGAAAAAGAUAAAUUAAAAAUAGCUCUUGAAGAUAUUUUGUAAUCUUCCAAGGAGAUCAAUUGAUUUUUAUGGUUGAAGUUAUUAAAGUAAUAGUAAAUCACCUUUAUUUUAUUUCAGAAUUUCAUUUAUGUGAUAAUAUUAUUAGGGAUAUGAUGAUUUAAAAAUUUCUAAUUUUACCUUGCUACUAGAUAAUUUGAUCAAAGCAAUUGUACAUAAAUAAAAAUUAAGUUUAUAUUACAUAUUUUGAUUUUUAUGGGAAAUAUUAUUAUUUUCCUUUCUGAAAACAAUUAAUGUAAUUUGAAGAUUUGAUAAUGCAUUAAUUUUCAGUCAAACACUUUUGUCUGUGAAUAAAAGAUACAAUAAAAAGGACUUUUGGGUAUUAGGAAUAAACAAAAUAUGUUUUCAAUGUAAUGAGAUAAUUUGUCUAGUUAGGACCUUGAACAAGAAAGCGUGUAAUAAAUUCAUUUUAUUA